AUGCAGGUCGGACAAGAGAACUUUCCAAAGCGAGUCAAAGUCAAACACGAUGGAGUGUUUCAUCCCAAAGAAUCAUCCCUGGGGAAGUUUGUCGUGGGUGUCUGGGAACAGAUACACUCGGGGCUGAUUCUUGAACCCCAUGUCCUUACCGAGCAAGUUCAACUCACGUCUUGCUCGUCGGGAAACAGUCCUUCUGUUGACCUUGUAUCGACAGCUCCGAGCAUACGUCCGGAUCAGACUUGGGAAUCUUUCAGUAGAAGCAACAUCUUCUGUCAAAGAGUCACCCAAGCGAGCCGCACAUGUCGUUCCAUCGAAGUCAUCGUCCAAGCGCGAUGGGUUGAAUUGUUUGACUCUUACGUCGAGUACCUUGCCAGCACGAAUCCAAACCUGUCUACGACAAAAUGUCGCAUGAGAGCUAUAGCCGAGGCAUGCACCGACUUUGGCUGGACCGAAAAGGAACUUCGAAACAAGAUGGGUAUUUGGCGAGGUUACAAAGAGAUUAAGGAUGUUCUUGGCUGGGUUGCGUUGGUGUUUUCCGGAAUGGGACUCUAUCGGCUGUGUAAGUACCGCGUUGGCUUUGACAAAGAGAAGUUCUCUCGGGCACGGACUUUGGGAAAACGAAUGGAAGUUGCUGCCGAUACCCUGCAUACGAACUGGCGACAGCUCCUGGCUAUUGUGGGCGAGCCAACAGAACCACGUUUUGCUGGACAUCCUCACGACUGGGUGGUCCAUCAGGAUGGCUCAAACCCUGUCCCUCUUCGAGCAACGUACAUGAGAUACGAUUCCAAAUUCACAUUUGAACAUCUUGAUGAGUCAGUCAUUGAUACUUCAUCAUGGGGGGCCGAUGAUCCUCGCUGGACGCCUCCAUCAACAGCUUUAUGCGUUUCUGGUGUCAAUAUUUGUGACUUGUGCAACGAAGUACAGUCCAAUGAAAGUACGGUCAACGCUUGCAAAUGCUUCCCCAACCUCUUCGGCGUGCCAAGGUUGCCGAUCGCAGUCCAAGUGUUCCGCACGUCCAACGGUCGCAACAACGGCCUUCAAGCCUUGGUAGCAUUUGAAAGAGGCACUGCAAUUGGGGAGUUUGUCGGCUUGAUCACCAAAGAUAUCGAAGAACAAGACGUUAUGGAUAGUCAAGUCGGCGGAACAAGAUAUCAGAUCUGGCAGGGCAAGCAGGGUAACUUUACUCGGUUUGCAAACCACAGCUGCAAACCGAAUGCACAGUUUGAAAAGUUUGUCUGGCUCGGGACACAGCAUAUCCUAAUGGUUAGUAAAGGCAUCGAGGCGGGGGCGGAAAUCACAGUGGAUUACACCGAGAGCUAUUGGCGGGGUUUAGACAAGAAGUGUCUCUGUGGUGAACCUUGCUGCAGGUACAACAAGACCGAUAAUGGGAGGACUGAUCUGUAG
Molecule: messenger RNA, 1404 nt
Organism: Fusarium pseudograminearum CS3096
Lineage: Eukaryota; Fungi; Ascomycota; Sordariomycetes; Hypocreales; Nectriaceae
Exons: 1
Coding region: 1-1404 (467 amino acids)
Molecular function (GO): protein binding
Source: RefSeq, a predicted model, not a curated record